Messenger RNA from Python bivittatus (Burmese python), 4920 nucleotides. RefSeq names its product synaptotagmin 2 (gene SYT2). Gene Ontology annotation, biological process: synaptic vesicle endocytosis; calcium ion-regulated exocytosis of neurotransmitter. The record is from RefSeq and is a predicted model, not a curated record. NCBI's taxonomy places the organism in Eukaryota, Metazoa, Chordata, Lepidosauria, Squamata, Pythonidae. Gene Ontology annotation, cellular component: synaptic vesicle membrane; axon; plasma membrane. Gene Ontology annotation, molecular function: calcium ion binding; clathrin binding; calcium-dependent phospholipid binding.
CCCCCACCCCCUAUUCAAAUGCCACAGAGACUAGAAAUACUUCAAGGUGAUCCUCACUUCUGAACUGUUGCUCUGAGGAAGCCUCACUGGAAUGCAAGAGUACCUAAAAAGCAGUCAAGAUGACUUGGAACUUCUUCAAAAAACAUCCCAAACCUGAACCCAUAAUAGCUGUUACUACAGGUGGUACAGUAUCUCCCACCACUACGGUGGCACCGGCAGUCUCCCUGGAAAAUGCAACGCAGAUCUUAGGCCCAGUGGAGAGUACAGAGGAUACGUUUGCAAAAUUAAGAGAAAAGUUCAUGAAUGAAAUAAGUAGUAUACCCUUGCCGCCAUGGGCCCUGAUUGCCAUUGCUGUCGUUGCUGGACUGUUGCUGUUGACCUGCUGCUUUUGCAUCUGCAAGAAAUGCUGUUGCAAGAAGAAGAAGAACAAGAAAGACAAAAAGGGGAUGAAAAAUGCUAUGAACAUGAAAGAUAUGAAAGGCCAGAACAAACAGGAUGAUGAUGAUGAUGGAGAUGGUGAUGAGGAGGGAGGAGAAGAGGAAGAGGAAAAGGAACCAGAGAAUCUGGGCAAGCUGCAGUUCUCCCUAGAUUAUGACUUCCAGGCUAACCAGCUCACAGUAGGAAUCCUCCAAGCAGCUGAACUCCCAGCAUUGGACAUGGGGGGUACAUCUGACCCUUAUGUCAAAGUCUUCCUACUUCCGGACAAGAAAAAGAAGUUUGAGACCAAAGUGCAAAAGAAGACCCUCAAUCCAACCUACAAUGAGACCUUUGUCUUUAAGAUUCCAUACCAGGAGCUUGGUGGGAAGACCUUGGUGAUGGCCAUCUAUGACUUUGACCGAUUUUCUAAGCAUGACAUCAUUGGGGAAGUCAAGGUACCCAUGAAUACCGUGGACUUAGGACAGCCCAUUGAAGAAUGGAGGGACCUAGAGAGUGCAGAAAAAGAGGAGCCAGAGAAACUGGGAGACAUCUGUAUCUCAUUACGAUAUGUACCCACUGCUGGGAAACUGACUGUCUGCAUCCUGGAGGCCAAGAAUUUGAAAAAGAUGGAUGUUGGAGGACUUUCUGAUCCUUAUGUGAAAAUUCACCUGCUACAGAAUGGCAAAAGGCUCAAGAAGAAGAAGACUACAGUCAAGAAGAAGACCCUGAACCCUUAUUUCAAUGAAUCUUUCAGCUUUGAGAUCCCCUUUGAGCAGAUACAGAAAGUGCAAGUUGUAAUAACUGUCCUGGAUUAUGACAAGCUGGGAAAGAACGAAGCUAUUGGAAAAGUCUUUGUUGGCAACAAUGCCACAGGCACAGAGCUCAGGCACUGGUCUGACAUGCUGGCCAACCCUCGCCGCCCCAUUGCCCAGUGGCACUCCCUGAAGCCUGAAGAAGAGGUGGAUGCAGCUCUCGGGAAAAACAAAUAGGCAGCUCCAUCUUCCAACAUCACCUAAUGGACAUUCAAAGUGAUCCAGAGCUAUCAAUACCUCAGUUAGGCAACAUUUGGUUUUUGUUCUCUUUUCUAAGCUGCAAUACUCUUUCUUUGAUGGCUGCAGAGGGAAUCCGGAUGAACUCAAGAGCAUCCAGGAGGAAGUGGUUUAAAAGCAUGGUGGUUCCUUCCUUUCACAUUCUUCCAAGUAGUUGGUUUACUGCAUGUUCCACCAUCUCUCUGUGUUGUUCUCUUCAAGUGUAGAGCAAGCUUUUUACUUGGGUCUUCCUGACACCACCAUGAAUAAUACCACAAAACAGCUUUGCUUUUGCUUGAUUUGGGAGUUUCCUCCUUAAACGAGACCUUUUAUUAUUGUGCUACAGGAUGAUACCAGAGCCUGACAAUGUGAGAUGACCAGAUACACUGUGCUUGCUUUGGAAAAAAGCAAGGUGCAUGAAAAGGAGCUCCUACAAAACUGUAUUCAGUGAGGUUUGGCCAUUAGCCAUCUAGCAGGAAAAUUGAAAAGCAAUACUGGCAUUAGAACAUCUCUGAAGAUGUGGAUAGCUGGUGGAUUAAUUCUCUGUAAUGAGAGGACUAUGGUUUGGGGCAUACAAGUUGCCAAAUGAUAAUUGCCCUGUAACAGCUAUGUAAUGCAGUGGGUCUUCUGUUAACCUUGGAAUUUUCUGUCCUUAAUCAGAACAAUGGAAUGGUAGAAGAUAAUUGGAGUAUGAAAUCUAGAAAUGUAUGCUUCUGUGAAAGGCAGAGUGCAAGAAUGGACUCUGAGUGGAAAAAAAAAUCAUGGGAUAUUUAUACAAGAGGUAGCAGGCUUCGCAAGCUGUCAAUUUAUGUGAAAAUUUCGCCCUUUCAAAGGUUACCCUAACCUUACUGGUAGCAGUGCCAAGCUUAGAUGCAUCAGAAAAAUCUAUGUCGAGAGCCUCAGGCAGCUUUGCAAGUCUGAAAAAAAUGAUAGGCCUGGGUUGAUUUGCAAACAUUUGCUAUCAUGCCUUGUACCGCCAUUCUUCUUUUAAAAACACAAUAGACUAAAUCUGUUGAGAGUGAGAGAUUUCUUGUUGGAAUGUUUUUUUCAAUGAAUUUGGAACUGAAAGGGUGUGAAGAAAGAGAUUGAGGAUUGAGUGUUUUUCUAAUGCUGAAGAGCAGGAUCUUUUAGAUGGGUGACGGGAUAGAAACAGCUGGAAGGUCCAUCUAGUGGCCAGCACAGUGCAAUAAGGAAACUGAAGAAUUCAGAAAGAAUUAGAACCAUCAGUUGGGGGCUUUCCUCCCCUUCCCAUGUCAUAUUUAAUUAAGGGAGCAAAGGGCGAGAAAUUAGUGGGAAAGUGAAUCCAUUCCAACCAAAGGACCAAAGAUACAUCAAAAGCAGCAGGGCCUUCUCCUCUUGUCUGGCUGCCAAAGCAUUCAUGAUUUCUUUGCUAAUCCCAGAGGGAUAGCCCAUAUUAUCUUUGUUACCUGUGCUUGCACUGAUCUCCCCGUUUCUUAUGUAGUGCCAGAUACAGAUAUCUUGAACACCUUAGCUUCCUUUUCAGACUGAUGGCAAUAGCAGCAGAUUAAGUGAGGGCUAGGAAGAAAGAUUUUGAAAUAAAGGCUUCUAUUCAGAGUUUAAUACUGAAUUAGUUAGGAGUUAAUGAAAAGGGGGCAAGACUUCAAAACAGGAGUAUGGGAAGUUUGAGAGAGUAGUUUUAUGAUCAGUGGCCAUUUUCUUCUAUUGCUUUUGUCUGGAAUGUCACUGGGGAAUAUUGGAUAGUUCUCAGCCAUGUGGGUCAGGGUUGACAGAAGGAAUAGAAUGGACUCUAGUCAUGAGGCUGAGUGAGCAGUGCUCAGACUUACUCAGUUGUACCUGAUUAGGGGAGGUUAUACUUACCCUGCCAGUAUUUGUGCAUAUGUGGGUGUAAUCAUCGGUAGGAUAGACACAGAUUUUUAAAUGAGACAGGUUUUAAGAGGAGAGGGAAAGAACAAAUCUAAGGUUCCAGUGUGUUCAGCAGUUUUCUGGCUGUAACUAUUCCUCUUGUGUCUGGUCCCAAAUGCUAAUUUCAACCAUCUGCCAGCAUUGGCUUCAAGGAUAUUAGUUGUUCAGUCUUUAUGCUAGAUGUGUUCCCUAUAAGGGGAACAAAAAGCAGGUUUGCUAAUACACAAAGCAUUCCUCACUGAGUAGCGUUAUAUAUUCAAAGAACUGUUGGUUUCUCACCUAGCUUAAGUUAAAAUAGGAAAAUUUACCAAUUAACACUGAUGUAAUCUCUAUCAUUGUUGCACCAUUUAGACUGCCAAUAAGGACCAAAGUAAUCAAAUGCCUGCUUUGUACUGCUUGUACCUAAAAAGUAAACAAAUCAAAGUAAGAUCCUAUGUCUGAAGGUGAAGCCAGAAGGAUUUCUGAGUUUCCUUUGUGAGAUCUCUGAAAUUGCCCAAUUUGAGUUAAGACAGUUGAUCCUAGUUCUUGAAGUGUUUCAUGUCAAUAUGUUGCAGGCACUCCUUCACUCUUUUCUACCCAUUUCCACUUGAUUAAAUCACUGUAGAACUAGUGAGGGGGGAGAAAUAUUGCCACCUACUUAAAUGCUUUUCAAAUAAACUGACUUGGUAUAUCUAAGCAAAGAGAGAAGACUUGAAGGCUUUUAAUAUGCUCUCCCAAAGUUCCCUUCCUUGUUUAAAUAAAUCUAAAUAGCUCUAAUUUUACUUUGAUUCACUGUAUGCACAGGUGAGAUAUCACACUUGGGAUUUUGGUCCUAGCCACACAAAGGGAGUAUUGAAAUUGUUCAUCACUGGAUCUGCUGGAUCAUAUGUAAUUGUUUCUAUGCUUAAUCAGAAAAGUUAAAUUUAAUGCAACUUUUCUGUGCAAAUAAGUUUGAUGCAAGCUUGUUGUACAAAGAAAAGGGGUAGGUGAAAUGUGUCCCCAAUUCCUUUAUUGUGCCUCUUAGCUUUUAAUACUGCCAGCUGGCAAGGAUAUGAGAUUUCAAGCAUCAUUACAAAAAAGGCAUCCUGGUGGAGUUGUGAAAUCAAACUUGAAUUUUGUUUUUUAAAGUUAGCCCUGCAUCUUCACUAAUCUUAUGCCAUGAGAGCAGAACCACACUAGGUGAGACUGUUUUAAUGAGAAAAGGAAGAAUCUCUCUUUCCACUAAAAGCAAGAGUUUGACCAGCAAAUAUGGUGCUUUUCCUGGUGGAAUCACAAGUCAUUAAGGAGAUUGUCAAAACGUGAUAUCCAGGGUUAGCUGGAAGUCGGAAGGAAAGGAUGGGCACAAUUUUGCUGAUUAUGCUCUUGGUGUGUUUUCUGCUUUUCAAGGCAAGCGGAAUUGAAGUUAGCCAUGGUCUAUUUCAAACUACUGGGUGAGAGACUGGGGGAUGGAAACAGUGCUGCUGUGGAAGUGCCCUUUAGAGGCUGCCUGUAGUUUGGACAAAGUCGAACAGACAAAUUCCUAUUUUUGCUGUGAUGAAUUAGAGCAGUGAUUCUCAAACUUGGCAACUUGAAGAUGUGUGGCCAACCCUUGCUGGCUGGAGAAUUCUGGGAG